GUUUAUGCAAAGAGCAUCCAGAGGCUGCUUCACCUGGGUCACAAGAGGAGUCGGACAAUACUUCUCUUCAUAGAGCACGGGACUUGCAUACAUCAAAUGCUCCGCUUGGCGCAUACAAACGCUCCAUGGUGGCAAGAUCGCAGUCCCUGAAGCCUGGAAGCGGGUAUCGCCUCCUCCUCGUCCACCUGUUACUAGAGGCAGGUGAGCAGAGCACCGAGUGGCAUGUACUGACCCGGGGUCACGACCCGACUGGAUAACGCGCAGCCACACACUGACCACAUGGCACCUGCUGGGGAAUUCAGCUCGCUGGUAUUGCUGGCAGGACUCAUGGCACUGGCUACUAUUUCUACUGCUGCUUCUGCUAAAGGGCAGCUUAGUUGCAAAGAGGUUCGUGCCAGUUUUCACUCUCUGCAGCCCGGAGUCAGAUGGGUGCCAGAAUCACCUGUUUCAGGGACUGAUCUGCAAGUAUGUGUCACAAAGACCUCAACCUGUUGCAACCGUAGAAUGGAGGAUAGGUAUCAGAUAGUAUCCCGUCUGAACAUGGAGCAGCUCCUCCAGUCUGCCAGCACAAAACUUAAAUUCCUUAUCAUCCAGAAUGCUGCCAUUUUUCAAGAAGCUUUUGAAAUGGUAAUUCGGCAUGCAAGAAAUUACACAAACACAAUGUUCAAGAAUCAUUAUCAGAACAUCUCAGCAAAGGCCAUGAAAUUUGUUGGUGAGCUAUUCACAGACAUCUCAUUGUACCUGCUGGGUUCCGAUAUUAAUGUAAAUGACAUGGUAAAUGAGUUUUUUGAUAGCCUGUUCCCUGUAUUAUACAGCCAUUACCUAAACCCAGGAGUUCAUGAAACAGUGGAAAAUGUUGAGUGUCUUCGUCUGGCAAGGAGUGACACCAAUGCCUUUGGUCAGUACCCUAAAACUAUUAUGACACGAGUAUCAAAAUCUUUGCAGGCUUCUAGGGCCUUCCUGCAAGCACUGAACCUUGGAAUCGAAGUAAUAAACACUACCGAUUACCUGAAAAUUAACAAAGACUGUGGAAGGACACUGAUGAAAAUGUGGUAUUGCUCCCACUGCCAAGGUGUUUUGGAGGCCAAGCCAUGUGCCGGGUAUUGUGGAUCUACAAUGCGAGCUUGCCUGGCUGGUGUGGUGGAUAUAAAUAUACACUGGGAGGAGUAUAUUCUUUCAAUAGAGAGGCACACCAGAGAAAUGUAUGGCAUCUAUGACCUGGAGAAUGUUCUACUAAAUCUUUUCUCAUUAAUUCGAGAGGCUGUUCUACAUGUUGAGAAGAACUGGGGAAAACUAAACACAUCAAUUAAUAAAUUGUGCAGUCCUUCCAAACAAAGAAUAUCCAGAUCGGUGCAUAAUACAGGAGAGUUCUUUAUUAACAAAAAAGAAGUAAAGACUCACACAGACCAUGAAGAGACUCUUUCUGGAAAGAGACGGGAGUUUGUUGCAAAGCUGAAAACGUACAAACAUUUCUAUGGGGAUCUUCCAGCGGAAGUGUGCCAGCAUACUGCUGUUGUGGAAAAUGAUACCUUCUGCUGGAAUGGACAUGAGAUAGUAGAGAGGUUCAGUCCUCACACAGUGAAGAAUGGUUUAAAGAUCCAUUCAAGCCACCAGGAGGGAAAAAUCAGAGGGUCAGAACCUGUUAUUAAUCAGAUCAUCGAUAAAUUAAACCAUAUUAAUCAGCUUUUAAAGGGAAUGUCAUCACAGCGACAAAAAUACCUUGGCAAAUUCACAGAGGAAGAAGAAGCAGAAAGUGGCGACUGUGACGAUGAAGAUGAUUGUGAUGGAGGAUCAGGCAAAAAUAGCUUGAGGAUAAGGAACAAACUGCGUUUUAUUCCAGAAAUGGAUUAUGAUUUUGAUAUAGAGGACAUUCCAUUUAACAAACAAGUUCGGAAUCAGCAGGAACACAAUGGACGAGAGAUCACCCAUCUCCAGUCUGGAAGUGACUACAAAGAGACAGUGCUGGCCAGACUCUUCCCCCUUUUCAUUGCUGCCAUUUUUGGGAUUCUUAUCAUGGUUUGAUUCUUUGUAUUUUACUCUGCUAGCUCUCAGGGGCUAAAAAUGUUGCCAUAUAAAUGUUACAGUUUAUAACAUUCCCAAACAAUUGUAAAGCUUUCUUGAAACAAAAGGGAUUUUAUAUAAUAAAUACAAUUGAUUGGUAAAUAACAAAAACUGUUUAAUAAAAACAUUUUAAUUACACCCUA
Molecule: messenger RNA, 2204 nt
Organism: Xenopus laevis (African clawed frog)
Lineage: Eukaryota; Metazoa; Chordata; Amphibia; Anura; Pipidae
Gene: gpc3.L
Product: glypican 3 L homeolog
Exons: 8
Coding region: 280-2022 (580 amino acids)
Biological process (GO): regulation of protein localization to membrane; positive regulation of canonical Wnt signaling pathway; cell migration
Cellular component (GO): plasma membrane; cell surface; extracellular region
Source: RefSeq, a predicted model, not a curated record